Messenger RNA from Nyctereutes procyonoides (raccoon dog), 1966 nucleotides. RefSeq names its product cytidine/uridine monophosphate kinase 2 (gene CMPK2). The coding region runs from base 13 to 1278 and encodes 421 amino acids. Gene Ontology annotation, biological process: dTDP biosynthetic process; dUDP biosynthetic process; dTTP biosynthetic process. Gene Ontology annotation, molecular function: dTMP kinase activity. The record is from RefSeq and is a predicted model, not a curated record. The transcript has 5 exons. Lineage: Eukaryota; Metazoa; Chordata; Mammalia; Carnivora; Canidae. Gene Ontology annotation, cellular component: mitochondrion; cytoplasm.
UCGGCUCGGGCCAUGGAGCCGCCGCGCCGCUUGGCGCUGGAGCUGCCGGGCUGCGCGCUGGCGCACUUCGCGGUGGGCGGCCCCGACCCGGGCUUGCGCCCCGAGCCCCGCGCGGCCGCGCUCCUGGGCCCCGGCGGCCGCGGCUUCCUGCUGUGCGCGGGGCUGGCGCCGGGCGGGGGCUGCGCGGCCCGGGUGCGCGCGGCGCGGCUGCUCCAGCGGCUGCUGCUCGGGCUGCGCCGGGGCCCCCUGCGGGACUGCCCGCUGCGCCCGCUGCUGUGCUACGGCCCCGGCGGCGGCGCGGACGGCGUGCAGCGCGGCUUCCUGCUGCUCGACCCCGGCCCCGGCCCCGGCCCCGGCACGCGGCGCGCGCUCUGCGCCCUGCUGGGCGAGGCCCCGGGGGGCCCGCGGCUCGGCGAGUUGGUGGGCGACGCGCGCCGGCAGGUGUGGCAGCGCCUGUGGGAGCCGCGCGGCGGCGAGGGGUGGCGGCAGGUGGGCCCCUGCGCGCGCGUCGUGUCGGUGCCCGAGCCCGCCCUGCACCCGGUGCUGCCCGACCUGCCCGGCUCCGCCGUCUUCCCGCACCGCCGGGCCGCCCGCGCCGUUUUGGAGGCGUGUGUCCCCUUCAUUCCUGAAGCUCAAGCAGUGCUCGACCUGGUUGACCAGUGCCCGGAGCAGGUCCAGAAGGGGAAGUUCCCGGUCAUUGUCAUCGAAGGACUGGAUGCCACUGGUAAAACCACUGUGACCCAGUCCGUUUCAGACUCCCUCAAGGCUGCCCUCUUAAAGUCGCCGCCCGCUUGCAUUAGCCAGUGGAGGAAGAUCUUUGAUGAUGAACCAACUAUUAUUAGAAGAGCUUUUUACUCUUUGGGCAAUUAUAUCGUAGCUUCUGAAAUAGCUAAAGAAUCUACCAAAUCUCCCGUGAUUGUAGACAGGUACUGGCACAGCACGGCCACCUACGCCAUCGCCACCGAGGUGACGGGGGGGCUCCAGCACCUGCCCCCGGCCCAUCAUUCUAUAUACCAGUGGCCCAGGGACCUGCUCAAACCCGACCUGGUUCUGCUGCUCACAGUGAGUCCCGAGGAGAGGAUGCGUAGGAUUCAGGGCCGGGGCAUGGAGAGGACCAGAGAAGAAACUGAACUGGAGGCCAACAGCAUCUUCCGUCAGAAGGUAGAAAUGUCCUAUCAGCGGAUGGAGAACCCUGGUUGCCUCGUGGUGGAUGCCAGCCCCUCCAGAGAGGAAGUCCUCCAGAUGGUUUUAAGCAUAAUCCAAAAUAAUUGCAAUUAAUUGUAAUUACUCCAAAACGUAAUUAUACAUUUUGCUGGAUUUGAUGUUGGUGGAUACAUCCAGGCCCACGACGGGUUACACGGUCUUCCCAGAUGGCUGUUGCGUACACAUGGUGUGCACUAGAAGAUUGGAGACCGGGCAUCUCAAUUUUACUUGAAUGACCGUCCUCCCUUCUGACCAAGGGACCCAUCAAGGCUGAGACUGUCGCAUUCCAGCCAGGGAUCAGCGAUUGCUUCCUUCCACUGUAACAUUUUCCUGGGGAUUCCUACGAAAUCCCUCCAAGUUUUGUCUCAUCCAGAAAGGAUGUACCAGGACGUACACGGAAGUGACCAGGAAGAUGUUCCAAGUCAGCGGGAGCCCCGUCAGCCUCUCCCGUGCCUACACCUGGGUCCCUAAUGAGAUCUCCAUGUGACACAGUUUCCUUCUUCCCAAUAUGAUCACACUCCAUCCCUGGGGGCUCAGCCCUGAUCCUAGAGCCACGUGCUCCGGAAGAAAAGGUCCCUGUGUCCUGGCUGCCUGGGGACACGCCCACAGAGCCAUCUUCGAGUAGGUGGCACUUACAAAGAAGACAUAUGACUUGUGCCCUCCGACCCCUGAGACGGUCCUCUUGGUUAGCACUUCAGAGUCAAAUGUAGAAACUGCCAACCUGAGAUGCUCUACCUACAAAAAUAUACUAACCUUCUUUGAA